UAAUAAUGACGAUUUUUGAAUUUAAUAUCAUUGAUUACACUUCAAAAAAAAAAAAUCAAGUUUUGAGUAGUGCCUUUUAAAAUUUGAUUAACGGGCCGGGCUUCCCAAAUUUACACCAAAUUACCCAUGAAUUUAAUAUGUCUCUUUGGUCUUGUCUUUAUAAUUCUGUUUUUCCUUUUCUGUUUGACAUCCCAAAUCUUUUUAGGUGCUAUUAUUACCCAAAUUUAUAGUCAAAGAAUGUCCCAAAGUAUUAAAUCAUUUCCCACUUCCAGUUUUUUAAAUUAAAAAACACUAUCACCUAGUAUAAAAUAGAGCCUAAUUAGAAUUUGUUCAUAACAUUGUGCAUAUGGAUCCAACUUUGUUUUUGGUCACUUCAACUUUGGUAAUUGUCACCUUAAUCUUGUUUAUAACCAAAAAAUGCUCAAACUUAUUAAGCCUUCCUCCCGGAAAAUAUGGGUGGCCAAUAUAUGGAGAAACCCACGAGUAUAUUUCACGCCCUGAAAAAUUCAUGCGUGAGAGAAUGACCAAAUACUCGUCAAAAAUUUUUAAGACCUCAGUACUUGGGGAAAAAGUAGCCAUUCUAUGCGGCCCUUCCGGUCACAAAUUCCUCUUCUCCAACGACGGAAAAUUGUUCGAGUUUUGGAUGCCACCCUCCUUGGCCUUAGCUCUUUCUGUAAGAGAUAUUGACAACAAUUCAUGGUCGUCGAAAUUAGUACAAGAACAACUUCACAAGUUCCUUAAACUCGAGUCCAUGCAACAUCUUGUAGCCAUCAUGGAUUCUAAGGCGGCUCACCUUUUCGACACAUUUUGGGCGCCUUAUGAACAAGUCAAGGUUCAACCCUUAGCCAAAGAUUUCACUUUCACACUAACUUGUUGCUUGUUUAUCAAUUAUAGCAGUCAAGAACAAGUGAAGGAAGUUGCGAAACCAUUUUUCGAGCUGCACGAAGACACGAUGUCAAAGUCAGUCAGUUUGCCAUUCUACUCAGCUAAGAAGAGGCAGGAAGCUGUCAAGAACAAGAUCAUAAGUAUUAUUAAAGAGAGGCAAAUUGAGGUAAAAAACAGAGAAAAAGAAGAUGAUGAUGGUUUAUUUCAUGAUCUAUUGACUCGAGUUCUUAAGGCUUCCCAUGAAAGUGGGAUGAUUAUCGAUCACAAGGUGAUUGCUGGGAAGAUUAACAGUCUCUUAUUUGCUAGCUUCUAUACUAUAAGCACUGCUGUCACGUUUAUAGUAUACUACCUUGCGGAUCAUCCUCAUGUCUACGACAAGGUCUUACAAGAGCAUUUGGAGAUUGCUAGAUCAAAAAAGGCAGGGGAGCUAUUGAAUUGGAAAGAUAUUCAGAAAAUGAAGUACUCAUGGAAUGUGGCAUGUGAAACUAUGAGGCUACGACCACCUGCCUUGGGAAGUUUUAGGGAAGUCCUCGCGGAUUUCACUUACGCUGGCUUUAGAGUCCCAAAGGGUUGGAAGGUUGCUUGGAAUGCUUAUUCGUCACACAAGGAUCCCGAGUAUUUUCCAAAUCCGGAAGAGUUCGAGCCUUCAAGAUUCGAAGGGAACAAUAAUCCUAUACCACCCUAUGCAUUUGUACCCUUCGGAGGAGGGCCUUUGAUGUGUGGCGGAAAAGAGUACGCAAGAAUUGAGAUACUUGUUUUUCUGCACAGCUUAGUUACUCGUUUCAAAUUCUGGAAAGUAAAUCCUUUGGAAGAAAUCAUUUACACCCCAAUUGCAACUCCUGUUGAAGGUCUCCCAAUUCGUCUAGAAAAAAUUAAGUAAUCACUACUUAAUUAUGUAAACUAGUAUUAUCAUACUAAUUAUAAUCAUGCAUGUCAUAAUAUUGUUUAAUAUUUCAUGUUUCUUAGCUUAACUUGGUAUGAACAAGCUACGAAGUACAAAAGUAUAUACUUAUAUAAUUACAUGUAUAUAUGCUAUCACUUAAUUAAGCAUAAAACCAAUAAUGUAUUAUGUAUGAUCCAGUGUACUUUACCUCCGCCUCAAAAAGUUUUUUUGGGUUUCGAUUUUGCAUGUUUGCAAAUGAAACUUUUACUAAUAAUAUUUUUAGUUAUAUA
This is a messenger RNA of Chenopodium quinoa (quinoa), 2058 nucleotides long. RefSeq names its product beta-amyrin 28-oxidase-like. Gene Ontology annotation, molecular function: heme binding; iron ion binding; monooxygenase activity. NCBI's taxonomy places the organism in Eukaryota, Viridiplantae, Streptophyta, Magnoliopsida, Caryophyllales, Amaranthaceae. The record is from RefSeq and is a predicted model, not a curated record. The transcript is spliced from 3 exons. Gene Ontology annotation, biological process: sterol metabolic process. The coding region runs from base 347 to 1765 and encodes 472 amino acids.